AUGUUGCGACAAAUAAAACCCCGCAAUGCACGCAGCAAGCGCGCGCUCGACAAGAAAGCCCCAAAGCCUAUCGAAAACCCCAAAACCACCCUUUUCCUCCGCUACACCACCUGCUCCCAAGUUGUUCAAGAUGCGCUCACCGAUCUCCAUCAAUUGCGCAUACCUCUAGCCAAGAAAUUCACCAAGAAGAAUGCCGUUCAUCCCUUCGAAGACCCCGCAUCCCUUGAAUUCUUCUCCGAGAAAAACGAUGCCUCUCUCCUUGUGUUUGGAUCCUCAAAUAAGAAGCGGCCGCAUGCUAUGACGCUUGUAAGGACCUUCGGGUAUAAGAUUCUCGAUAUGCUAGAGUUGAAUUUGGACCCCGAUAGCUUCCGCCGGUUGAACCAGUUCAAGAACAAGAAGUGCGCCGUGGGAUUGAAGCCCAUGCUGCUAUUUGCUGGCACGCCGUUUGAAGGCCCAGUUACAAAUGAGUACACGAUGAUAAAGAGCUUCUUCACGGACUUUUUCAAGGGCGAGCCUGCGGAUAAGGUUGAUGUCGAGGGAUUGCAGUAUAUUGUUUCCAUUAGCGCGAGGGAGGAGGUCGAGGGCGAGGAAGCCAAGCCAAGUGUGCAUUUGAGGGUCUAUUUAAUCAAGACGAAGCGAAGCGGGCAGAAGCUACCACGAGUGGAGGUUGAGGAGAUGGGACCGAGGAUGGAUUUCAGAGUGGGCAGAGUCAAGGAGGCCGAUGAGAGUAUCCUGAAGGAAGCGAUGAAGAAGGCCCGCACCAGCCAGGAGAGGCCCAAGAAGAAUAUUUCUACGGAUAUCAUGGGUGAUAAGAUUGGAAGGAUACAUCUGGGCAAGCAAGACUUGAAGGAGCUACAGACGCGGAAGAUGAAGGGGUUGAAGAGGAGUAGAGACGUGGCGGGGUCCGAGGAUGAUGAGAUGGAAGAUGCUAUCAGUGAUGAUGAGCCUGCGAAGAAGUCAAGACAAGGCUGA
Venustampulla echinocandica is the source of this 972-nucleotide messenger RNA. RefSeq lists its product as uncharacterized. Bases 1 to 972 code for a protein of 323 amino acids. Lineage: Eukaryota; Fungi; Ascomycota; Leotiomycetes; Helotiales; Pleuroascaceae. Gene Ontology annotation, cellular component: nucleolus. Gene Ontology annotation, biological process: maturation of LSU-rRNA from tricistronic rRNA transcript (SSU-rRNA, 5.8S rRNA, LSU-rRNA); ribosomal large subunit assembly. Gene Ontology annotation, molecular function: rRNA binding. The transcript is spliced from 2 exons. The record is from RefSeq and is a predicted model, not a curated record.